UUCACUGUUCAAUUAUCCAAGAAUUAAGAAUAUCAAUCAAAAUGUAUAAGCUCUUCCUAGUAGCCGCGUUUGUCGCGAUGACCGCUGCGAGGCCGCAGCACGGUCACGACUACCAGCACGGUCACGGUCACGCUGUGUCAUCGCAGAGCAUCGUACUGCACCAAACUCACGAGAGCAAGCACGAGCCCGUACACCACGAGGAACAUCAUGAGGAGCAGCACGAGCAGCACCAGGAGGAGCAUCACCACGGACACCACGAGGAACACCACGGCCACGCCUCCUCCUCACAGAGCAUCAAGCAGCACCACGGCAAAGCCACAGAGAAACACGUCGAGUACUAUUCUCACCCUAAGUACGAGUUCGCGUACAAAGUGGUGGACCCUCACACCGGCGACAAGAAAUCUCAGCACGAGUCUCGUGACGGUCACGUCGUGAAGGGCGUGUACAGUCUGCAUCAACCCGACGGCACCGUCAGGAUCGUCGAGUACCACGCUGACAAGAAGACUGGAUUCAACGCCAACGUAAAGUACGAGGGUCACGCCGUGCACAUUGUUCCUGAACACCACCACCACCAUUGAUCUGACAAACUUUAUGUUAUUAUAAACCUCUACGUUUUUAUUGUUGAUUGUUGAACCUAUUCUAAGCUAUGUGAUGUAAAUAUGAAAUAAAUAAUUUAAUUUAUAA
Messenger RNA from Helicoverpa armigera (cotton bollworm), 684 nucleotides. RefSeq names its product histidine-rich glycoprotein. The transcript is spliced from 4 exons. The coding region runs from base 42 to 578 and encodes 178 amino acids. The record is from RefSeq and is a predicted model, not a curated record. Gene Ontology annotation, cellular component: extracellular matrix. Lineage: Eukaryota; Metazoa; Arthropoda; Insecta; Lepidoptera; Noctuidae.